CAGUUCACUCUCGAGCUCCUUCUGAUAACAUGUCUUUGUGAAGGCGAGGUGAAUCAAGCAAAAAUGCGCCUUUGCUGUUCAGUUCUUUUACUGGGGAUCUUUCUCCACGUAGGAGAAGGUGUAUUUUAUGGACCUCCUACUUAUUCAACUCUAUCAGCAACAAAACCUGGUCGUUGUCCAUGGUGGUCGUUGCUUAGAUGUAAUGAUCCUGGUCAAGGAUGCAGGAGUGACAUUGAAUGUCCAGGAACAGAUAAAUGUUGUAUAUAUGACUGUAAAGGCUACUUCUGUGCUGCUCCUGUACCUAAGGAAAAUGACCCUUGUAGGACUGUCAAGUGCAGGUACCAAGGAGAGAUAUGUGUGACAGAUAGCAACAACAACCCACGGUGCGUCUGUCCGCCAAAAUGUCCACCUGUCGCCUCCUCUCAGCGGGUGUGUGGAUCUGAUGGCAUUUCAUACUCCAGUGUCUGUGAUUUACAACUUACUGCUUGCAGUCUUGGCAUUACCAUCCAGGCCAGAUAUAGAGGCUUAUGUGGAGAGGGAGGAGAACCCAUUACUAAGCCACAACGUGACAAGACGACAACUUCUCCUCCUGUUGUUACCAUCGCAAGAACUACACCCAGGACUACCACUGCGUCAGUAUCAGGAGCUGGAGUUCAAACCCGAUGUCUCAAGCCUGCCAAACGAGGACGUUGUACACCAUACAGAGUCGAAGUAAGAUGGCACUUCAGUCAAGAGAAGAAGAACUGCGUUCCUUUUAUCUACUUGGGUUGCGCUGGAACAGACGUGAGCGAUGAAAACAACUUUGGAACAAAAGCCCAGUGUUUAUCUGUCUGCCAGAAGAAAGAAGCAACUAGAGAUAGUGCAUGUCCAAAAGUCACCCGACCAAACCGCUGCCCUGUUGGAGUUCGUGAUCAAUGUUCAAAUGAUGUCAACUGUCAAAUAGGGUUGAAAUGCUGCUCAAGCGGAUGCUUUUUAAGAUGCAUCAAACCUCCCCGUCCAGAUAAACCAGGUAGGUGUCCCAUACCAGAUGACGACUCUGACUGUGACGGCAUCAAACAAGAUGAUUGCAGUAGUGAUCAAGAUUGUAAAGAAAACUUGAAGUGUUGCAAACAAGGUUGUGGCCUCACGUGCGUUAGUCCAGCAAAACCAGAUAAGCGAUGCAAAACCAUACUAGAUGUCGCCUUCUUGAUCGAUUCUUCGGGAAGUAUCCGCCCAAGCCAUUGGAAAAUCAUGCUCACAUUUAUAAAACAAGUUGUCGAAGCUAUUGAGGUUUCGCAAGACGGUAGUCACGUGGCUGCCAUCUCAUACUCAUCCACUCCAACCGUCGAUUUCAAAUUUAACACUUUUACUGGAGCGAAACUGAAUCCAACAGAAAUCAAUAUCAAGAUCGAUAGCAUAAGACAUAAAAGACAUUACACCUACAUUGACAGGGCUCUUAAACUAGCCAAUCAAGAGCUCUUCACAACCGCUGGCGGGAUGAGAGAUUCCGUGAAAAAGAUAUUGAUUGUGACAACUGAUGGUUUCCAAACUAAACGAAAAAUGCACACAAAGCUGGACAAAGCUUCCCAACCUAUCAAGGAUAAAGGAGUUGAAGUCUUUGCCAUUGGUAUUGGCAGUGCGCUAAACGAGAAAGAGCUUCUGCAAAUAGCUUCCAAACCUUCCAAUGUUAUCAAAGUCAAGUCAUUUGAUGAUCUAUCCAAGUUAUACUAUAAAUUAACUCCACAAAUUUGCAAAGAGCCAGAACUCACUAAAUGUCAAACCCAAAAACGCUCAGCUUUGAGGAAUCGAAGUYCAGGUGACUUUGUCCCUCAUUGUAAACCAGAUGGGAGCUUUGACAAUGUGCAGUGCCACGGUGACGAAUGUUAUUGCGUAGACAAAAACGGAAAAGAGAUAUAUGGAACGCGAGCAAGACUUGAAGCCGGACAGCCACAAUGUUCAGCAGCAGCCAAAAAGGCGACGCCAUGUCAGGUAGCAUACACAAGGGCCCUUGAUAAUCGUGCUGUUGGCGCACACGUCCCAAGGUGUAAAAGUGACGGACGAUACGAGGAAGUCCAGUGUGAAGGUUCUUCUGGAUACUGCUGGUGCGUCGAUGCUCAAGGACAAGAAUUACCGGGUACAAGAACAAGACGUAGCAUCAAAUGCCCUCAUCCUGAUCACAAGCAGACCAAAUGUAUGAAGCGCUAUAUAGACUUGUCACGCAAUCCAGUUUCUGGUCAAUACAUCCCCUGGUGUAAACCUGAUGGCAGUUUCCACUGGAUCCAGUGUUACAGCUCAUAUUGCUUCUGCGUAGACAAGGACGGUAGCGAGUUGAGAGCAACAAGGCUUGACAACGCCGCAGGAAGACCAAAGUGUACCGAAAGAGGUGGAAUGUUAACCCCUUGCCAAAGAAGAUACCAACAGGCUCAGGCCAACCCAGGAGCCUACGCACCUCGAUGUCGAGCUGAUGGAAGCUUUGAAGAAGUACAAUGUGACCGUAGAAACAUGUUCUGUUGGUGUGUUGAUCAAUUUGGUAAYCAAAUCCCGAGGACUCGAAGCAGGGAACAAAUACGCUGCCCUCGACUCGGUGGAGUUGUCCCUCAAUGUUGGAAGGAAUACCAAAAAGCAUUGCGAGAUUAUCGACCUGGUCAGUUUGUACCAUGGUGCCAAAGUGAUGGAAAUUUCCGUCCCAUUCAAUGCCACGGAUUAUUCUGUUACUGCGUAGACAAAAAUGGACAAGAGAUAUCAGGAACUAGGACUUACAUUUACACUGGCAAGCCACAAUGCACUUAUAAGGCUGGUACACUGACUAAAUGUCAAAACCGUUACUGGGCAGCCAUCAACAACCCAACACCAGGAGUAUACACCCCUCAGUGUACACGAAACGGGGCUUAUGAACCAGUGCAGUGCAGUGUAUCAUCAGGAGAAUGUUGGUGUGUAGGACCUAAUGGAAACGAAAUACCCAAUACGCGUUCCAAAUCAGCUAUAACAUGCCCGAACAUCCUCUCGCGAGGACCGGCACUUGACAUUGGCUUUGUGAUAGACUCUUCUUCACCAGUCAACUGGGCUCAGGUGCAAAACUUUGCCAAGUGGGUCGUAGGAAAAACCACUGUCUCUGCUUACGGGGCACAUUUUGGAUUCAUACCAUACGCAGCAACGGCCAAGAUAGCAUUUGCCUUCAAUGCUUUGUCAGGGUCUAGUUAUAAGUCCGAAGCCGUUAAUACUCGUAUUGAUAACAUUCUGCAAGUUGGUGGUAAUGAAAGACGACUUGAUGUUGCUUUGAACUUGGCGUACAAUAGUUUGUUCACUACACAAGGAGGAGCAAGACGUGAAGCUAAAAAGAUACUCGUGGUUUUCAUUGGUGGUCCGCUAUCAGCUCAAUAUGCUGCAGCUCGGGCUCAAGUGACACGGCAACUUCAAGCUCUAGGAGUUCAAAUAAAGACCAUCAAUGUCGGCUCACAGUUGCCACCAAACUCCUACCCCACUGUUGAAAACCUAUUGCCAGUUGCGUCAAGCUGUAUCCAGCAAUACUAUCAAGCCAUACGUCAAUACUCAGCUGGGGCUUUUAUACCUCGCUGCAAACCAGAUGGAAGCUUCGAGAUGAUGCAGUGUCAUAAAUCGUAUUGCUACUGUGCUAACGAAAACGGAAUAGAAGUAGCAGGAACACGCCUAGAUGUCAAGUAUGGCACUCCACAUUGCCUACAUCUGGAGCCUGGAGCAACCUGUGAGAGAUGUGCACCCGGGACGUCACCAAUAAGAGCAACAUUGUCAGAAUGCCAAAAACGACGCCUUUCAAGGGCUGAGUCACAUGUACCCAACUGCAAACAAGAUGGAACAUACGAAGAAGUACAAUGUGAUCGGGUGACAAAACAGUGUUGGUGUGUGGAUAACACAGGAAGAGAAAUAUGGGGAACAAGGAGCAAGUCCGACAUCAGAUGUGCCCCAACAGGUGCUUCACUCACAAAAUGUCAACUUCAUCAUCAAAGAGUGCUACGCUCAUCAGAUCCCUCUUCAUACAUCCCUCGCUGUACCCCCGAAGGUGACUACGUCAAACAGCAAUGCUGGGGUGCAGAGUGCUUCUGUGUUGAUCAGACGGGUAGAAGAAUGGAUGGUACUUCGGUGAAAAUAUCCGAGGGUACACCAAACUGCGAAAAGAAACUCCAAAGGAGACCCCUGGAUCUCGCCAUUUUGGUUGACACAUCAGCUAGAAUUCCAACAUCUCAAUGGCAAGCUGUCCUAAACUUCGUCAAGACAAUAUUGGAUGGUUUUGAGGUUUCUAAUAACGGCACUCAUGUUGCUCUCGUACCCUUUGGUGAAAAAGCAAGCGCAACCUUAUUCUUCAACAAAAUCAAGCAUUGGAGCAGGGCCAAAGUAAAAGUAUACAUCGAUGCGAUAAAGCAGACGCCAGGCUCUCAGCGGAGAGUGGAUUUAGCUCUUCUUCAUGCCAAAACUAAAGUAUUCCAAGAAUUCGCUGGAAUGAGACCUGAAGCAAGAAAGGUAAUUUUGACGAUUGUAGUUGGCAGACAAUCUGCAGGCGUUACUCCAUUAACAGACCUUGUAAGUGACUUGGAACAAAGCGGCGUAAGCCUGUACUCCAUUGGCGUUCGAGGAGCAGCUUCUCUUCAGAGACUACRAAUGAUGGCAUCAGGACCUCAAUUUGCCCGAGAAGCCACCAUUGCAAACAUGGCAGACCAAGCGCCCUAUUAUAUUAAUUCUAUCAGAAGAAGUCUAAGCCCAAGAAUGGACAUUGGAUUUGUGGUUGAUGCCUCAGCUAGAGUCAACUGGCCUCGAGUAAUCCAAUUUGCUAAAGCAAUGCUUCGCCAGUUUCACAUCUCUAACGAUGGAGACCAUGUCGGGUUUAUAACUUACAGCUUAACCCCAGCUCUUGGUUUCCGAUUCAAUACUCUCAGUGGGAGCGGUUACACAGUUAGCGGAGUCGAAGGUCUUAUUGACAAACUUGUACGUCUACAAGGUCAAGGCAGAAGACUGGACUUGGCAUUAGAUAUGGCUAAUCAACGAUUGUUCAGUGCAGCGGGUGGUGCAAGRCCUUAUGCAAAACAAGUCCUCAUUUUACUCUCAGGCGCUUCCUGGUCUCCACAACACCAACAAAGCAUACUAGCUGCUUCAGCAAGACUUGAACGCAAAGGAGUUAAAUUGUACUCUGUAGCAAUUGGCGCAGUCAACCCUUCCGAACAUUAUAACGUCACGAAAAACGAGAACAGAUACUUCCGUACAAUUGACUAUGACGAACUAGAAAGACUCGCUCCAAGGCUUGGACACAGUAUUAACAAACAGCCAAUGAUGCAUCUGUGUCAAAAAGAUAAUCAAGAACAAAAUAGGCUGAGUCAACCUGGUGAACAUAUAGCAAAAUGCAAGAGAACAGGCAUGUAUGAAGAAAUACAGUGUGAGCCAUCCUCAAGACGAUGUUGGUGUGUCGAUCCAAAUGGAAACGAAGUCCCUGGAACCAGGAGUAAUGGAAGAAUCAGUUGUCCAGCAAUUGGAGAAAGCCUUUCACACUGUCAGAAGCAGUACCAAAAAAAGAAUAGAAACUGGAUGCUGGCAAAGCGCCAGCUACCAUGGUGUAAGCAAAACGGUGAAUAUGAGACAAAACAGUGUUACAGAGAUUACUGCUUCUGUGUUAAUCAGUAUGGCGUUUAUCGAAGCAAAACCAAAGUGACCACUUCAGAAGGGAGAGCAGUAUGCGGAAGAACAGGACCAACAAAAUGCACAACGAAGCGAACUCUUGGAUUUCAAAAUCCUGGGGCCUUCGUGCCAAAAUGCAAUAAGGAUGGAAGCUUUAAAGAAACACAAUGCCACGAGUCUUACUGCUUCUGCGUAAACAGAGAUGGAAAAGAAAUCCCUGGCUCUCGUGUGGAUGUUGGGAGAGGGAAACCAAAUUGUAUGCCAUUUGACUCCGUUUUGACCAAAUGCUUGAAAGAUUCCCAAAGUUCACUGCUAUCCGGGGACCAAGUGCCAUGUUGUCAAAGAAACGGAAGUUACGAACCAGUUCAGUGUGACUCCGCUACCAAUGAAUGUUGGUGUGUUGAUGAGUCUGGUAGUGAAGUCAAUGGUACUAGAUCCACUGAAUACGUAUUAUGCAGAGGUAAAACAGUAUUAACAAACUGCGAAAGACAAUAUCAAGAAUACUGGAGGAAUACUCGUCAAGGACGCUAUCUACCUCGAUGCACUUCAGAUGGAAAAUACAAAAGGGUUCAGCACUAUGCUGGUAUAUCAUUCUGUGUUGACCAAAAUGGUAUCGCAAGAAGAGGGUUUGAAGUUAACACCUUGAGGGAUGGCUCAGCCCUGUGCAAGGAUAUCUCUCAAGAGCCCACCCAGUGCCAGAACGAAAGAAGGAAGGCUUUGCUCAACCCAAGAACUUCCGAAUCUGAUGUGAUUAUCAGCUGUCAACCGAAUGGUUCAUUUAGUCCUAUACAGUGCGACAAGUCUGUAGGUGACUGUUGGUGUGCUGAUAAGAAUGGCGUUGAAAUUCCUGGGACAAGAACAACUGGAAUYGUGCGAUGCCCUCAUGAUGAUAAAUACACACCGUGUGAAAAGAGAUUCCUUACAAGACGCGGGGCAUCCUUAGGGUACUGGUCUCAUACUCCAGUUUGCAACCGUGAUGGCAGUUAUCGUCAAGUUCAGUGCUCCCACAUGUCUGGUUUGUGCUGGUGUGUGGAUAGAAACGGCAAUCCACUUCUGGAAACAGUUGCAAGAGGAAUACCUAAUUGCCAAAGUCCAAAGCUAUUCACUCCCUGCCUCGAACAUAAGCAUCGUGUGCAAGGCCAUACCGGGUUGGCUCCUUUAGGUUCAUAUGUACCUCAGUGUAAAGACGAUGGCAGCUAUUUGAGGACACAAUGUCAUGGCGGUACGCCUUAUUGCUGGUGCGUUGAUGAAGAUGGUAAAGAGAGACCAGGAACCAGACAAAUGUCUCGACCUACCUGCGAUAAGGAUCCCCUUUCCAGAAAACAGAACGUUGACAUUGGGUUCCUUUUCGAUGUCUCAGGGAAAGUAAAACCAGAAGAUUUUCCCAAACAAAUUGCAUACGCCAAAGCUAUAUUAAAGGAAUUUUCUAUCGCUGAAGGAAGAACCCAUGUCGCAGCCGCGUCAUAUGGUGCACUGCAACCCGUAUCUAGUGCUGUCAGACACUUUUCUUUUAACAACCCAUUGUCAGGUAGCACAAGGACUCCAUCCAAUGUCAAUAAUCUCUUUAAUAAAAUCAAACACCAAAAUGGACCAUCAAGAAUUGGACGUGGUUUGCAACUUGUUAAGCAGCAACUAUUUAGCGCCCUUGGAGGAAUGCGUGUUGACAGCGAAAAGGUGUUAGUUGUGUAUCUUGGUGGCACCCAAAAAAGAGAUGGCAGGUCAAUAGCAAUUGACCAAGCCACAACAGGAUUAAGAUCAAAUAAUGUGAAGAUCUAUGUCUUGGGCCUAGUACCGAAUUACGAUCCCCAAAUUGCAAGACAAGUUGCGUCGAACAAGAGGAACGUGUAUCCUGAAAAUCAGAACGAUCAAAUGAAAGCUGCUAUUGUCAAGGGUUUGCAACCUUUAGUACCUGCUACUUUACCGACUGGCUUUCCUGAUCCAACACCAUCAACCCCAUGUCGCACACAAGUUUUCGAUUCAAUGAAAGUUCCUUUUACAACUGGGCGUUUCGUUCCUCGGUGUAGCAGGGAUGGUAAUUUUGAGGAGGUACAGUGCAGUGAAUGGUCAGGAGAAUGUUGGUGUGUCAACAAUAACGGAGCAGAAAUCGAAGGGACAAGAUCUAAAGACUUAGUCACUUGCUCUAGACAAAGAGAACGAUUUACUGAUUGUCAAAGAGAAUACCAGAAGUCAGAAAGGGAAAGACUCGUGCCUGGUCGCUUUAUUCCUCGUUGUACACCGAACGGUCGUUAUGAAGACAUACAGUGCCAGGAAGCAACUUGCUACUGUGUCAACAAAGACGGACAUGAAAUUCAUGGCACUAGAACAACCCUGCCAGAAAGACCAGACUGCUCCAAUAUAGGAGAUAAACCAACAGUAUGUCAAUACAAAUACCAAGUAUCCUCCCAGAACGCCGUGCCCGGUGCCUUUGUACCUCAGUGCUCACCAAAUGGUGGAUAUGACAAAAUUCAAUGUAGAGGAGCCUCAUGCUACUGUGUGGAUAAGAGAGGAAACGAAAUACCAGGAACUACGCUUCUAAUUGCCGACGGAACACCGAAGUGUGAUAACCCAGGAGAACAGCUUACACCAUGUCAGCGUAUUUUCCAAGAAAACUGGAAAAACUCCGCCCAAGGGCGAUAUGUUCCUCAGUGUGACAAGAAUGGCAACUUUGAGCCUGCUCAGUGUCAUGGACCGUAUUGCUUUUGCGUAGAUGAAAACGGAGCAGAAAUUAGAGGGACAAUGGUGCAGCAUUCUUUGUCUCUGCUACCAUACGAUGAUAAGUGUAAAAAUAUCCGAGGAAAACCUCUUGAUGACUGCCAACAGAAGCUACGAGACUACUCUCUUAACCCACCAAAGAGUGGUGACUACGAGCCCAGAUGUGAUAGGGAUGGAUUCGUAACAGUUCAAUGUGACCGCUUGGCAAAUAUUUGUUGGUGUGUAGACCGUAGUGGAAAUGAAAGACCCGGAACUCGACAAAAAGGACAUAAAAUAUCCUGUCCAGGCGAAGCAACCUACUUUUGUGGAGUUCGCAACCCAAAAGAUGUAGGAUCCUUGUAUACUUUCAUGAGCAAGUGCGACUCAGAUCAAGCUUUUAUGAAAGUUCAGUGUGAUUAUAGACAUGGUUACUGCUGGUGCUCUGAUAAGUUAGGCUAUGGAAUGCGAUGGACAGCAACACGUGGCACACCAAACUGCAAUCAAACUUCUGAGCCAAGUCCCUGUCAUAAACAUCUGAUGCGGGUACUUGGAAAUACUGGAAUAGUACCACCAGGUUAUCACAUGCCAAACUGCCGUAUUGAUGGUUCGUACAAUCCCGUUCAAUGCGAAGGCUCAACUCCCUAUUGUUGGUGUGUAAAUGAAAACGGACAUGAGUUACCUGGCACAAAGGAACUUGGACAGCCAAAAUGCCAAGAUAUCAAACCCUUUAGAACGCUUCCAGGCGUAAGGCUGCAAACAGUCCCCUCAAGAUGCCAUCAGGCACGCCAACAAGCUUUAGGACCAUUAGGAUUUCCACUUCCUGGGGCAUUUGUACCUGUAUGUAAGGCAGACGGAAGAUACAACAAAACACAGUGUCAUCACUCUAGUGGCUACUGCUGGUGUGUGAAUGAGUUGGGACAGGAACAACGUGGCGGUAGAAAACGAGGCCAACCCACGUGCAAACAGCCUGAACCACUUACUCCUUGCCGACGUGAUAGAAUAGAGGCUCUAGCUUGGUCUGGUCGCUUCAGGAUCGGCGCAUUCGUACCACGAUGCCGGAGCGAUGGGAGUUUCGAACCAGUACAAUGUUUGGAAUCUCCUGGACAAUGUUGGUGUGUCGAUAUCAACGGAAACGAACUAGCGGCUACAAGAGCCUUUGGACAAGUCACCUGUACAUCGCGUGAGGGAAAAACAACUUGCCAACGCGAACUGGAAGAAGUAAAAGAAUCUGGGGCAUCCGUUCAACGAACAUGUGAUGCUACUGGUCGAUAUGAGCGUGUGCAAUGUGACAACCCCACGAACCCGAAGGUCUGUUGGUGUGUAGAUCGAUAUGGAAGAGAAAUCCCAAGAACUAGGAAAAGAGGUCCAACCAAACCAACUUGCGAUUCAACAGCUGGCUUAUCGAAGUGCCAACUCGAGCGUCAACAUUUAUUGGGAUGGGCAGGAGAACCUUCUCCCGGCAAUUUUGUUCCCGAGUGUGAAGCUGACGGAUGCUACGCAGCUGUUCAGUGUCAUGGGUCCACUGGUUAUUGCUGGUGUGUAGACAGCAACGGGAAUCGAAUACCACAAACAACAAUACGAGGAAAACCCGUUUGUGAAAAAUCAUUACUGCUAUCGCCAUGCCAAAUUGAACGACAGCGUGCUCAAGGAUGGUCGGGAAUAAACAACGGAGUAUUCGCCCCAAGAUGUCGUCCGGACGGUUACUAUGAUACGGUUCAGUGUCAUGGAAACCAGUGCUGGUGUUCAGAUAUGUCAGGCUAUGAGCUCCCUAUUCCUCGAGUACCAUCUGGGCAAAAGCCGGACUGCUCUCAGCUCCCAAGUAACUUUACAACAUGCGAGAAAGAACGACAACGUAUUCUUGGCCUUCCUGGAUUUUCUGUUCCUCCCGCUGCCUUCGUCCCAGUUUGUAAAGCAGAUGGACAGUUCCGAGAAGUCCAGUGUAGUACGUCUACAGGAUAUUGUUGGUGCGUCGAUAGGAAUGGUAACCCAAUAUUCGGAACAGAAGUUAGAGAAGAACCUGUCUGCCAAGUGACAGAGGGUAGGACAAAAUGUCAAGAAGAACGAGCCCGUGCUAAAGGACCUCCUGGAACUCUUCCCAUCAAUGGAGCAUUUGUUCCUUCAUGUAACAGUAAUGGAGGAUACAAAAGAAAACAGUGUCACACGUCGACUAGUGAAUGUUGGUGCGUGGACAAAUUUGGCAACGAGGAAGCUGGUACUCGAGUACGUGGAAGCAACCUCUGGUGUGAUCCGCCAGCUGGUCUCAGCCGAUGCCUUAAGGAGCGUCGUCGCGCGCUGGGCUUCUCUGGAGGUGCAAUGCAAAAUCGAUUUAUGCCUUCUUGUAAGAAAGAUGGAUCUUACGAAGAAGUACAGUGUAGCGGAAAUAAUUACUGUUGGUGCGUGAAUAAGGAGGGAACCGAAGUCCUUGGUACAAGAAUAAAGGGUAAACCUACAUGUUUCUCUCCUACAGCUGUCCUUACAUCAUGCCAACGAGAGCAACGUGCUGCCCUUGGUUUCGAUGGUCCAUCUGUUGUAGGUGCCUACGUUCCUAAGUGCGACCAAAAUGGCAAUUACGAGUCAACUCAAUGCCAUUCAGGAACAGGACAAUGCUGGUGCGUGGACUUAAAUGGCAAAGAAAUAGACAACACCCGAGUGAGGGGUCGUCCAAAGGAUUGUGUCACCCAGCAAACUGGACCAGAUAGUACAGAAUGCGAACGUGAUCGACAGAGGGCCAUGGCUAGAGGAGAAACAGCUUACGUCCCUCAGUGCUUAGAUGACGGCAGGUUUGCACCGCUUCAAUGUUCAGCCGUUUACAAUAAGUGUUGGUGCGUAGACGUUAAUGGAAAUGUUUUGGCAGGAACUAAAGUCACUGGUACCAAUAGAACGUGUCCACCAAAAGUAUCUGCACCUACCAAAUGUGUUGAGAGUCGUCAACGUCUACUUAGAAGCCCUCAAAAAAGCGGCCAAUAUAUGCCAAAGUGUGACCAAGAUGGUGGCUACAAGCGUGUUCAAUGUCACUUAGCAUCUGGGUAUUGCUGGUGUGUUGGGCGUACUGGCAAGGAAUGGCCUGGCACUAGACAACGAGGUGGACGACCUGCAUGCGAAAACACAGCGGGCCUCACUCCCUGUCAAAAACAACGUUACGAUUCAUAUGGUUCCAACGGAAAGCUCUCCUCUGAUCGAUUCGUGCCAACAUGUAAUCGCCUAGGCAAGUAUAAUGCCGUGCAGUGUCUGGCAUCUACGGGUCAUUGUUGGUGCGUUGACAAGAAAGGCAACGAAAUUCGAGGUACAAGAACCAAAGGCUUCAGGCCAAUCUGCACCAAAACAGGGUUCAACACUAACUGUGAAAGAGAACGUUAUCGCGCUCUCGCUUGGACAGGUUUAAAAGUACGUGGUCUUUGGGUUCCCGUAUGCGCAUCGGACGGUUCUUAUGAGCCAAUCCAAUGCCAUCCUCAAUCAGGUUACUGCUGGUGCAUUGAUAAAGAAGGACAUGAACUAUUUGGUACUAGAGUUAAAGGAAAGCAAAGCUGCAGGAAUAUCAGAGGAGGAUUUACAAAUUGUUUAAGAGAUCAAAACAUAGCUCUUGCCUGGAAGGUAACUCGAGGAGUAAGUCAUUUCAGCCCUCGAUGUCGUUCUGAUGGUAGCUUUGAGCCAGUGCAGUGCCACGCAUCUACCGGAUACUGCUGGUGUGUUGACAGUAAAGGAAACGAGCUGUGGAGUACCAGGGUUCGAGGACGUAAACCUGACUGCACAAGAGGAGUUACCAAAACAACCUGCACCAAAGAGAGUGAAGAAGGAUCUAAUGAUUUACCGUCUAAUCAAAGAUUCGUACCUCUUUGUGAUUUCUACGGUGGAUACCGACCCAUCCAGUGCGAUAAUGAUGGCUACUGUUGGUGCGUCGAUAGAUAUGGAAAUGAAUUACCAAGAACAAAGAUCCAAGGAACUCCUCAUUGUGACUUUACUGCUGGUCUCACUCACUGUCAAAAAGAAAGACGGCUUGCUCUGGCCUGGACUGGAAAGGCAGCACCUGGCCGUUUUGUCCCAGAGUGUGACGCAGAAGGAAGGUAUGAGCAGGUUCAGUGUGAAAAGCACUCUGGGUAUUGUUGGUGUGUUGAUGAGAAUGGAAGAGAAAUACCAAGAACACAGACCAGAGGAACACCUGACUGUAGAAAUCCAGCCAAACUGACUGAGUGCCAAAAGGAGCGUCAUCAGGCUUUCCCUUGGUCUGGUCGCUUUGUACCAGAAUGUAAUCAAGAUGGCAGCUAUAAGCCAAGGCAGUGCUCAACAGGUCAAUGCUGGUGUGUCGAUAGAGAUGGCAAUGAAAUACAUGGCACAAGAGCAGAUGCACAGGCUAACUGUAAGAAUCAACCUACUCCAGGCUCACAAACCAUUUGUCAAAGAGAGCAUAAUGAAGCAAUGACACAAUUGCAAGGCGAUGCAGCUGGCAAAUAUGUACCAAAAUGCACAAGUACAGGUAGCUACAAACAAAUACAAUGCCACACUGGUACACCAUAUUGUUGGUGUGUUGACAAAUAUGGCAAGGAGAUCCCUCGAACACAAUCAAGGAAAAGACCAUACUGUGGACAUACUGCUGGUAUGACCCUGUGUCAAAAGGAGCGUCAGAUUGCUAUUGGCUGGACAGGUAUUGCUGCACCAGGUCAGUUUGUCCCUAAGUGUAGGCCAGAUGGUUCAUAUGACUUGGUACAGUGUCAUGUUUCAACUGGAUUCUGUUGGUGUGUCGAUAAAGAUGGAAAUGAAUUACCAACUACGAGAUCAAGAGGAAGACCUGUCUGUGCUCUUUUGGCUGGCUUAAGUCAAUGUGAACAAGAACGGCAAAGAGCUUUAGGUAUUCUUGGAGUGGCUCCACCUGGACGCUUUUUCCCUGCGUGUACAUCUACUGGAGAGUAUGAGAAGGUUCAAUGCCAGGAAUCUACUGGAUUCUGUUGGUGCGUUGACAAAUAUGGCCGCGAAACUCCCAAUUCCAGAGCAAGAGGGCGUGUUGUCUGUGAUUCAAUAGGUCUUAUCGUAGGUGUAGUAUCAGAUUGUAUAUUGGAACGCGAGCGUCUCACCGCUUCGUCUUUGAGAGACUUUCCUAUCCCUGUCUGUGACGAAAACGGACAGUAUCUCAGAAAACAGUGCAAUUAUGCCUUUGGUGUGCAGUGCUGGUGUGUGGAUAAAAAUGGCAACUUCAUCAGUGGUACUAAAGGAGACAAAAACAUCACGUGCACUGAACGAGACGUCAAAGGAAAGCCAACAAAAUGCCAAGAAGAGCGCGAUACUUCACUUAACUUUAAGGGAAGAGUAUCCUCUGUUGGUCGAUUUGUUCCUCAGUGUCUCACUGAUGGUAGUUAUCGUGACAUCCAGUGCUCAUCGUCUACUGGAGAGUGCUGGUGUGUUUUCCGCGAUGGUCUGGAGAUCCCACGAACGAGGACUUUUGGAAAGCCCAAGUGCGGUCGAGAAGCUGGUCUAACACCUUGCCGAAAGGAAAAUAUCUAUGCACGUGAUAUCCAAGGACGACCUCUUCCUGGUCGAUACCUGGCUGCAUGUGACUCGGAAGGAAACUACAAGAGCGUGCAGUGCUUCCUCUCUACAUGCUGGUGUGUUGAUAAAUUGGGACAAGAGAUUCCUAACUCCAGAGUUAAUGGAAAACCGAAUUGCGGCAUUAGAGGUGGUUCCCUCACAACUUGUCAGAGACAAAGACAGGCUGCUUUACAAAACACGGGACGUGGUCGAUUUAUCCCUCGCUGCGAAUCGGACGGUUCGUUUUCGCGCGUCCAGUGCCAAGGCAGCUUUUGCUUCUGUGUUGACAGGGAUGGCGUGGAGAUACGAGGAACACGAGUUAGCUUACCCGGAACUGCUAACUGUCAAGCACCUGCUUUCAAGCUUCCCACUAAAGUCGAAAGGCUCACCCCCUGCAUGAUAGAAUACCAACAAGGAAUGACCAACUUUGCCAACAACAAAUUCAUACCCCAAUGCAAACCCGAUGGUCGUUAUGAGGAGGUCCAGUGUAGCCAUGGCUGGUACAGCUGCUGGUGUGUUGACAUCAGUGGAAGAGAGCUAUCAGGAACCAGACAGAAGGGAUGGCCUAAUUGCACCCCACACCGUGCCGCCGAUGUUGCUUUCCUCGUGGAAUCCAGUGCCGUCAGUGGCAAUCUGCCAGUGUUCCAGUCUCUCCUCAACUUCACCAAAUCAAUAGUGGACCGCCUAGCCCCCAGUCCUCGUGGCGUUCAUGUUGGCUACAUUGUUUAUGGCGCUCAGCCUAACCUCGUUUUUGACUUCAAUGCGAAAGGCUCUCCAAUCUCAUCGAAUAAUAUCAAAUCGCUAAUAGAUUCAGCUGUGGCUGUCGCUGGAAGUCCGCGAAUGGACCUCGCUUUGAAAAUGGCAAACGAGAAGUUGUUCACACCAAGUGCUGGUGCAAGGAGUGGAGCUCCUAAGUUCAUCUUCCUGCUUACGGCGGCCACGACGUCACCAUCUGAAGGAGAACCAUCAUUCAAGGCUGCAGCUCAGCCUCUUAAAAACAAAGGCAUUAAUAUUUUAGCUAUUGGAAUGACAUCGAAAACCAAGCUCGAAGAUCUAAAAGCCAUUGCAAGCCACCCAGCUAACGUUUAUCGAUCUCCAUUUGGUGAUAUCACCAGAGUUGGGAAUUUUUUUCCGUCAGUUGUUCAAAACAUGGCUAAUGUUGUACAGGGAGCUGUUCGGGAUCCUCGUAUGAGAGAACAACCCUCUGGUGUAGAUAUUGGCUUCCUUAUUGGUGCUUCAUCAGCUACCACACCCCAACGAUGGAAACAGCUCUUAUCAUUCGUUAAUUCUAUAGUCGAUGGCUUCGACGUCACGCCACAGGGAGCCCAUAUUGGUGUAAUAUCGUCUGGUGAAACAUCCAAAGUUCGCAUCCGUUUUGACUUCCACACUGGAAUACCAUCAUCCUACAAGAAAAAACUUAAUCAGGCCAUUUCAAAUAUUCCUUACGUCCCAACAUCAUCUACAAGAUUGGAUAAAGGGCUGAAGCUUGCUGCUGAAUACUUGUUCAGAGAUAUAAAUGGAAUGAGGAAGUCUGUGCCCAAGUACUUGUUGGUAAUAACUGACGGUGACCAAACGGGCAAGAAUCUGCCAUCAUAUAUUCCACUGAAUCGCGCUGGACAGUCUGUCAAGGAUAGAGGUGUUUAUGUCUUGGCUAUUUCAGCACGACCCGCAAGUAACACCAACAUGAAUGAUCUGAGGGCUUUGGCUUCAAGUGACCAGGAUGUGUUUGCUCUAGCUCUUAGCAGUUUACCAGCAAUAUCACCUUUGAUCAUCAAUAACGUGAAAAACAACAUGAGAGGUCAAAUUUAUCCAGUUGAUAUAGGAAUUCUYAUUGGUUCGUCACGAUCAACUACUAAAGCCAGCUGGAAAAAUACCAUCAACUUUGUUUCAAAUCUUGUCGGUGAUUUUAACAUUUCACCACAGGGAGCCCACGUUGGCCUUAUAACAUUCCAAGAAACUCCAAGAGUAGCUUUCUCUUUCAAUACUUUACAAGGCAUGCGUCAGAAUGGAUACGAAGUACAGCGUUUAAUCAGUGGUUUACCAUUCAGACAAGGAUACACUAGGAUCGAUCGGGCACUACAGCUGGCUAACUCGUAUCUCUUCACUAAAAAGGGGGGAUCAAGGCAAGGAGCAGCUAAGAUACUUCUUGUGAUUGUCGACAAUGCUCAAACGAGAGAUCGUGGUCCCUAUACCGCCCUGACGACCGCCUCACAGCCUUUAAAAGACAAUGGCGUGAAUGUUUUUGCUCUUGGAAUCGGACGUCAGGUCCAGGAUCAAAACCUCAGGGACAUAGCCACUAAACCCGACAACGUCUUUAAGGCUGCUCCCAACCAAUUAACUGAUACCAAGAGAGCAAUAGAAAGGAAAUGGAGAACCUACCUGCGGGCACGAUGGCUUCCAGCUGAUAUUGCAUUUGUCGUUGAUGGGUCUGACAACAUCCAACCCGAGAGAUGGCAGCAAAUAAUCAAUCUCAUCAAACGAACCGUCAAUGCAUUCCAUGUGUCACCACCUUCGACGCAUUUUGCCAUGGUCACGUUUGGAGGCACUCCUAAAGUCAAUUUCCACUUCAACACACUACGAGGCGAUCAGCUCAAUCCUCAAGGAAUCAAGAGACUUGUUGAUAAUGCACAGUUGGUUGGAGGACAGGCAAAGAUUGACCGUGGGCUGCAGUUGGCUUAUAAAGACGUCUUUACCACAGACAAUGGUAUGAGGAAAUAUGCAGUCAAGUACCUUCUGCUCAUAACGGCAAGCCCACAAGCCCGAUAUCCGGCAUCUGUAUCUUUGCCUACGUUAUCACAAGGUCUAAAGGACAAGGGCGUUCAGUCCUACGUGCUAGCACUGGGACCUAAUGUUGAUCCUCGUGAACUGAAUGACAUUGCAUCGACCCCUGAGAAUGUAUACAGAGUGCCCUAUAGUGAUUUGCCACAGUUUGGAAAUCGCUUGUAUGCGGCCUGGAGAAACUACCCACGACUUAGAAAUCGUCGUCCAGUAGCUGAUAUAGGAUUUGUGUUCGGCACUUCAAAGAAAACCACAUCCAAAACAUGGAUUCGUUUCCUCAACUAUGCUAAACGAGUAGCAGAUGCCUUUAACAUUGGACCAGAUGGCGUUCAUAUCGGAGCAUUGACUUUCAAUUCACAGCCUCGUCUUGGCUUUAGGUUCGACACUCUGAGAGGUUCACGCUAUAACGCUGCAAAUGUGAAGGGUUUGAUAUCACGACUGCCAUUUACCACAGGAACAACGAAUAUUGGACUUGCUUUACGUGCUGCUAACAAGAAUCUGUUUAAUGUGAAAGCAGGCAUGAGACGGGGAGUGCCACGGUUAAUGAUACUUCUUGUCGAUGGCCGUGACAACCCGAAUCGUCCAGGAUACAUAACGCUCUCUAAAGAAGUGCAACCUUUGCGAGAAAAAGAUGUCAAGAUUUUGGCUGUUGGUAGUAUUCCAAAUGCAGAUAAAAAGCAAUUAGCCCAAGUGGCUUCUUCUCCACAGUACAUGUUUAUGGUGCUACCUGCAAGCCUAGAUGCAGAAACUCCUCGUAUAAUAAACAAGAAAUUUGACUACCUGAGAGAAACUCGCCAACCAAAAGCUGAUCGCUGGACCAAAUGUCAACGCGAGUAUCGUGCAUCAUUAAAGAACUACGUCUAUGGUCGAUAUGUACAACGAUGUAAGCCCGAUGGUAGCUAUGAGCCAGUCCAGUGCCAUAGUUCCAUCUGCUAUUGUGUUAAUCAAGAUGGCAUUGAAAUCGCAGGAACAAGGCGAUCAGAACGUUCACCACCAAACUGCCAAGAUGCUGCCCGCCGCCCAACGCCUUGUCAGAAACUGUACAACCAGGCUAAAAACAUCAAUUUAGGAGGAUUUAUUCCACGAUGCUGGGAAGACGGUAGCUUUAAGCUUGUACAGUGCAGCCCAUCAGGUUUCUGCUGGUGUGUCGAUGAAGAUGGAAAAGAGAAGUCUGGUACUAGAAGCAGAGGCUGGCCAAAAUGUGCCGUUAAAGGUCGACCAGUAAGACCAUGUGAGCAGCAGUUCGAAGCAUCCCUGGUCUAUGAAUCCUUUGGUUCAUUCGUACCACGCUGUAAACCCAAUGGACAAUACGAACCCAUGCAGUGUUAUGCAGGAGAGUGCUUCUGUGUAGACCAACUGGGCAGUGAGAUCGAGGGCUCUGCUACGUUACUACCACUUACGCCAUCUUGUCAGGAACCUGGUCGUAAACUGUCUCUCUGCCAGAAGGAAUACGAAAUGGCUCUUCAGAAGCACGUGCUUGGUCGAUGGAUUCCAAUGUGCCGGUCUGAUGGUAGUUACGAGUCUUUCCAGUGUGAUCGUGGAUGGUUCUGUUGGUGUGUCGAUGAGGAAGGACGAGAAUUGCCAGGAACAAGGAAACAAGGAUGGCCUGAUUGUGGUGUCAUAGGCUGGAAACCUAGCGAAUGUCAACGUCAUCAUCAACUGUCUCUGUCGAAUCUGGUCCCUGGCCGCUUUGUACCAAGAUGUCUGCCAUCAGGAUAUUACGAUGAUAUUCAGUGUUUUGGCUCUGUGUGUCUGUGUGUAGACAAAUAUGGAGUCGAAAUUCCUGGAACACUAAGACCACGCUUCAAGGAACCAAAUUGUCGACCAUUUGGUUGGGCAUUAACUCCAUGUCAGCGUCACAGCCAUGCUGCCUCACAUGAAUACCCCACUGGAGGAUUUGUACCCACUUGCGCUGAAGAUGGAUCGUAUGACCCUAUCCAGUGCUUCGGACCCGUGUGCAUGUGCGUCGACCAAUACGGAAUAGAAAUUGCCAACACUCGAACAAGUGUAUCUCAGAUACCAGACUGUACAGGUACCCGUCCUCCCAAGACGUCUUGCCAGAAGCAGUAUGCUGCCGCCCUGAAGGACACGUCCUCAAGUCGGGUCGUUGCAAGAUGUCGCCCUGACGGACAUUUUGAGCACGUGCAGUGUGAUGGACUUAUGUGCCAUUGUGUGUCGGAAAACGGCGAAGAAAUCUCGGGAACACGAACCCCAAGACCACUAAGGCCCAACUGCUUUGGAUCUCGCCCAACACCCUGCCAACAAGCCUAUAUCCAAGCUUUGAAGACCUAUGAAAAAGGACGUUACAUUCCACGAUGCAAACGUACUGGAGAGUACGAAGAAAUCCAAUUCUACGCCUCGUAUGCAUAUUGCGUCGACUCCAAGGGAAACGAAAUACAAGGAACAAGAGUGUCGCGGCCUUUCAGGCCAAAAUGUGAAAUUCCAGCUAAUCAAAUUCAUCCAGGCAAAUGUCCACUACCAUGGAAGGGACUGGAUGGUACUUGUGAUAGACGAGGAGACAUGUGUCAACGUGAUAUUGACUGCCCAGAUACAAAAAAAUGCUGCUUCAACGGAUGUCAAAAGGAUUGUGUACCUGGCGAUCCUGGUGGCCCGUGUGAAAAACCCGUCGACAUUGUCCUCAUCUUGGACUCUUCCGGUAGCAUUGGACGGAGAAACUGGAAACGAGUCAUCAAGUUCACCAAAAAAUUGGUCGAUUUGUUCAAGAUUUCACCACAGGGACCCCACAUAGCAGCUAUCUCUUACAGCACCAAAGCAGAAGUUAACUUCAAAUUCAUUUCUUCAAGCGGUUCGUAUCGUGACAGCGACGAAGCAAAGAGGCUGCUGGGACUUAUAAGGUGGCAGAGGGGAUAUACAUUUACUGACAAAGCAUUGCGUUUAGCUCAGACCGAUGUGCUGGUUGAGAAAGCGGGAAUGAGAACGUCGGUGACCAAGGCCGUAUUUGUACUAACAGAUGGUAAACAAACAAAAGAUAAAGGCAGUUUUACAGCUCUUAAUGUGGCGUCGGCUCCAAUCAAGGCUCUGAACGCCAAAGUUUACGCUGUCGGUAUUGGAUCCUCCGUUGAUGAGAAUGAACUUCUUCAGAUUGCUUCGGCACCGUCAUAUGUUUUUAGAGUUUCCUCCUUUAAGAAGCUUGACGAGAAGCUUGUGGAAUUAAGAAAUGCGGGCUGUAAAGGUGCACUAAUACCCGUUCCAACAACUGAACCAACUGAGCCUGUCACGCCGACAUCCGAUCCUUGUGAAAACGUUGAAUGUAGUUCUCCCCCCUACUCAGAAUGUCGCGUAAUAGAUGGUGUUCCAAAGUGCCAAUGCAGGCUUGGAUGUCCCUUAAUAUCAGCACCUGUUUGUGGUUCUGACGGUAAAACGUAUUCGAACGAUUGCGUCUUGAAAGCUGCUUCUUGUAAAAAUAAUAAACUCAUUACAAUUGCAAGUCAAGUGGCAUGCCCAACCACUGAACCAACUGAACCAACUGAGCCUAUCACGCCGACAUCCGAUCCUUGUAAAAACGUUGAAUGUAGUUCUCCCCCCUACUCAGAAUGUCGCGUAAUAGAUGGUGUUCCAAAGUGCCAAUGCAGGCUUGCAUGUCCCUUAAUAUCAGCACCUGUUUGUGGUUCUGACGGUAAAACGUAUUCGAACGAUUGCGACUUGAAAGCUGCUUCUUGUAACAACAAUAAACUCAUCACUAUUUCAAGUCAAGGAGAAUGCCCAGUAACUACAACACAGCCUUCUACAACAGCAGCUCCACCUACGUAUACAACGUCAGCUACCCCAGAACCUACAACUUCUUCAGCAACCAAACCAGUGACAAAGACUACCACCGCACAAGUUAUAAGACCAGAUACUUGUCUUGGGUACAAAUGUACGUCACCUCCCUACUCCAGAUGCAUCAUGAUUAGUGGCAAACCAACAUGUAUAUGCCAGUCUUGUCCAGUCGGAGGUGUACCUGGUUAUGUAUGUGGAUCAGAUGGGAACACCUACAUCAAUACGUGCCAGCUUAGAGCUAAAGCAUGCGUCACAAACAAAUAUAUCACAGUCGUUGGCCAAGGAAAAUGCCCUACGGUCGUACCAACUCCAUCAACAACAAAGAUACCUGUUUCGCCUGAAAAAGACACACCCGCUCGUACAACAGUGUCUCCAACGGUAACCCCUACGCCUGAAGUCAAAGUGGAAUGUGAGGAUAAGGUAGACAUAGCAUUCUUGAUGGACUCAUCUGGAAGCCUAGGUCGUCGAAACUGGAAAACUCUACAGAACUUUGUAAUUAGUAUCAUCGAUGAAAUUACUGUGAGCAGCGAUGGAAAUCACGCGGCUGCUGUGGUGUACAGUAGUGAUGCUAAGGUUGCAUUCGAUUUCAAUACCCUGCAAGGCUCCAGUGUCACAGCUGCAGAAUAUGGCAAACUUAUGAAUAAAGUGCAACUUCUGAGAGGAUUUACUUUCACUGACAAGGCACUUGCUUUGGCCAACAGUAAUAUAUUUACAAGGGCUGCUGGAAUGAGGAAAGAGGCAUCAAAGGUCAUCCUUGUAAUAACCGACGGACAACAAACAAAAGACAGGGGUGACUAUACUCCUGUAAAACAAGCAUCUCAGCUUCUGAAGGAUAAAGGCGUCUUGGUWUAUUCCCUUGGUAUUGGACCUGGCGUUUCCAAAUCAGAGUUAUCGGACAUUGCUUCAAAUGAAAAGUCUGUCUUCAUUGUUCCAACAUUAGAGGAUUUGCAGAUAAGAGUCMGACCGAUCUUAAACGCAAUCUGUGCGGAAGUUUCAGCUAAAGCUGCAAGAGCUAAACCAGCAGCACAACCAUUGGACGUUGGUAUUUUGCUUGAUUCAUCGGAAGAUGUGGCCACCCAAGACUGGGCUCGUAUAAAAACUUUUACUAAGAACUUUGURAGGCAAUUCCCUGAGGUGUCUCCAGGCGCCAAUGGCACACGGUUUGGACUAAUUUCCUUUUCCGAGGAACCAGUAGUUCACUUUAACUUCAGAACUCUCGAAGGCAAUCGUCUGAYUCCAUCUGCAGUCCAGAGACUCAUAGAAACUGCUCCUCGACAACCUGGAACUAAGAGAAGGAUAGAUACUGCUUUGGAACUGGCAGAGAAGGAUUUAUUUAGCGAUAARGGAGGCGCGCGAAGGAACGCUAAAAGGAGAAUUGUGCUGUUGAUGACCGGUCCUCAAGCAACAGAUMAACCUCACACACCACCUGAGAAGGUUGCCAAAAGGCUGGCUCAGAAUGGAGUCAAAAUUUAUCCGUAUGGAGUGGGACAAAGUAUUAACAAGACCCAAGUGUUGGCUUUGGCUGCUAAUGAAGAUGAUGUAACGCAGGUUGAAGAAUAYAAUGAGCUUAAACCCGCUGCCGCAGCAAUGUUAGCCACCAGGGUUCGAGAAGAAAAAAAGCCCACUCAAACGGCAGAUGUUACUCCAACCCCUGAAGCCAAACCAAAAGCGACAGAUUUAAUGUUCUUGGUUGAUAGUUCUAGAGGCGUGCCUUUUAACARGAUGAAGAGYUUYWCCAAAUCACUSUUGAGAUAUUUCMAGAUCUCUCCUGGAGGUACUCACGUAGCRUWCGCAGUGUACGCCAAUAAAGGGUCACUGAGAUUCUCAUUUCCGUCAGCCGAUAUACUACGGUACCGAUACAACACUGAAACGGUCAAUGAGAAUAUAGACGCGGUACUUCCUGAGACUGGAGAUCAGAGAAACAUGCGARGGGGUCUUCAAGUGGCACAGAUUGGAUUUAGCGACUCAAAAUAUGGUGCACGACCUGACGCAAGAAAGAUUUUAGUUAUCCUUUCCGGAGGUGACUUGGAUCCACGAUAUGCAGCACAAAGAGGACAAUUAGUGAACCAGUUGAGGAAUGGAAAUGUGGGGAUAUACGCUGUACGGGUAGGACGUCGUCGUGACCCAUCUCAAUUGAAUGGAGUGGUUAGCAGCCCCAGUAACGUAUUAAAUCCUGACACCUACGAACAGUUGCCAGCACAGACCCAACCGCUCAUGCAGGCUAUAGAAGGAAGGGAUCCAACUCGUGUUCCUGAAGCUACACCUACUACUCAAGGAAAGGCUCCAACUAGUGUUCCAGAAGCUACAGCGACUACUCAAGCAAAACCAAAGCCCAUAGACCUAAUGUUCUUGGUUGAUAGYUCUAGUGGUGUGCCUUUCAAAAGGAUGAAGAGCUUCUCCAAAUCACUCUUGAGAUAUUUCCAGAUCUCUCCUAAAGGUACUCACGUAGCGUACGCAGUGUACGCCUAUGGAGGAGCACUGCGCUUCUCAUUUCCGUCAGCCGGCCAACUGCGAUACGGCUACAGCAUUGCAACGGUCAAUCAGAACAUAGACACAGUCCGUACUAUGACUGGAGAUCAGAGAAACAUGCGUGUGGGUCUUCUGAUGUCACAAAUUGGAUUUAUGGACCCAAGAUAUGGUGCACAAACUGACGCAAGAAAGAUCUUGGUCAUUCUUUCCGGAGGAGAUUUGGAUCCACGAUAUGCAGCACAAAGAGGACAAUUAGUGAACCAGUUGAGGAAUGGAAAUGUGGGGAUAUACGCUGUACGGGUAGGACGUCGUCGUGACCCAUCACAAUUGAAUGGAGUGGUUAGCAAGUCCCAGUUCAAGAAGGGCUACUUCAAGAGAGAAUGA
Molecule: messenger RNA, 23238 nt
Organism: Actinia tenebrosa (Australian red waratah sea anemone)
Lineage: Eukaryota; Metazoa; Cnidaria; Anthozoa; Actiniaria; Actiniidae
Cellular component (GO): extracellular region
Molecular function (GO): serine-type endopeptidase inhibitor activity; protein binding
Source: RefSeq, a predicted model, not a curated record